CAGUCGCUUUGUUUGUAGUCAAAACUCAGAAGUAUUGGGAGGAAUGAUAUAUAAUUAUUUUUUUCUCUUCUUCUUCCUCAGUUUUUCUACUUUAUCUAACCUAAGAGCUGAGGAAGGGGGCAGAGUUUGGUUUCAUGGCAAAUUCUAAGCUGCAAGCAUUUUGGAACCACCCAGCCGGCCCAAAAACUAUCCAUUUUUGGGCCCCAACUUUUAAAUGGGGUUUAACCAUUGCAAAUAUCCUUGACUCUUCAAAACCACCGGAGGAACUAUCCUAUCCUCAGCAAUCAGUCCUUGCAUGCAGUGGACUCAUAUGGGCCAGAUACGGCACAGUAAUUACACCAAAGAACUGGAAUCUUGCCAGUGUCAAUUUUGGGAUGUCUCUAACUGCCCUGUUUCAACUGUCACGAAAAAUUCAGCAUGACUUAACUGCCAAAACCCAAGAAGCUGAUGCAGAAGAAGAAUGAAGACAAUCUCACUUCAAUUUAUUGUAUAUUAACUUGGCAUGCUGGUGUAGAGUUGCAGUUUGUAUUAAACAAAAUUAGGGUCAGCAAUGUGGUACAUGACAUGUAGCACAACUUCUCUUUAUAAAUAUCUCUGUUCGGCACCUCUAAA
Messenger RNA from Prunus avium (sweet cherry), 612 nucleotides. Its product is annotated as mitochondrial pyruvate carrier 3. Lineage: Eukaryota; Viridiplantae; Streptophyta; Magnoliopsida; Rosales; Rosaceae. Gene Ontology annotation, biological process: pyruvate import into mitochondria. The record is from RefSeq and is a predicted model, not a curated record. Gene Ontology annotation, cellular component: mitochondrial inner membrane.